AUGGAACAGGAGCUGCAAGGCCAGGAGGACACUAGUCGAUGCACAGAAGACCAUCCAACACAACUUCAUGCUCGCUCACCACCCGGCACUUGCAGCCACGUCCUCCUGGGGAGAAUGAACAUCGACAACACCUCAAGCAGCUCAGCCCCAACCACCCACAGGAAACACCCGCGAGUUCCCGACACUGGGUCAGGGGUUGAGACAAUGAGACAAUGGCCUGACGAUAAGACUGGAAACCCCACUUCCUGUAACCCCAGCUCCAGCACCGAAACGACACCAGCAACCGCUGCCAUAGAGAAGGAAAAAGAAGCAUUUGGUCUCCAGACACCACGACAGAAGAAGACCAACCUGACAGAGACCACCCCUACAGACAGCACUCAGACAAUCACCCGCCCUCACAAGAAUCUUCCGACACACAACACACGUGAAACAGGCCGCCUCCUGCAGUGGAACGUCAACGGACUGCAAAGAAAGCAGCAUCUGCUAACGGCCAAUGCAAGAACUGAAUGCAGAGACAUCAUAUUACUCGAAGAGACUCUUCUUCCUGAAAACGACACCACAUCAAUCAGAGGCUACAAGGCCUACCAGACGGAGGCCGAGGUAGAGGAUGCUCGAUCCUGCCCGGCAAGCGUAGGCUUCGACAUCAGUGAAAUCCGCGCCUCAUGCGCCACCACACAUGCCUACAUUGGAGGAGACUUCAACGCAUAUCAUGAGACACUCGGAUCCAGGAUCCGCAGCAGAAAUGAUCAUCACAUCGCAGAUGUCAUGGCCAACUUACCAGAAGCUAAGCUACUCAAUACAACUUCAGCAAGGAAGAACAGAGGCUGUGCGCAGAGGCGCUGCUUAGAGGAGGCGCCGACGGACACCCCUUUCACACCACAAGAAACCUGGAGCACACUCAAACCUGGCCGGGACGCGGCAGCGGGAGCCGACAAAAUCACUUACACCUUGAUAAGGGAAGCUGGAGAACCUGCCUAUGAAGAGUUACUGCGUGUUAUCAACGCCUCCUAUGACGCAGGCAAACUCCCCACAUCAUGGAAACAGGCAAACAUAGUCCCAAUACCGAAGCCAAACGACCCUGGAAGUCACCGACCCAUCUCCCUUCUAUGUUGUCUAAGGAGGACCGCAGAGAUGAUGAUGUCACGCCUGCAAUGGGCUGUGGGAGCCCCCCAUCAACAAUUCUACGCCUUCACCCCAGACAAAGGAACAAGAGACUGCCUCACUGAAAUGCUUACCACUAUCUCUGACCGCAAAACAACUGUCACCUUCAUAGACUUGGAAAAGGCUUUCGAGCUUGCAAGUGCUCCAGCCAUCCUCGAGUUCCUUGUAAAUUGCGAUAUUCGUGGCAAGUUAUUGAAGUGGACAGAGGACUUCCUGAGAAAAAGAUGA
This is a messenger RNA of Scylla paramamosain (green mud crab), 1389 nucleotides long. RefSeq lists its product as uncharacterized. The transcript has 4 exons. Bases 1 to 1389 code for a protein of 462 amino acids. The record is from RefSeq and is a predicted model, not a curated record. NCBI's taxonomy places the organism in Eukaryota, Metazoa, Arthropoda, Malacostraca, Decapoda, Portunidae.